CAAACUCACGUUUUAUUCUCCCACGUUUACGCCCAAAGGUUAUAAAUCGGAACUUACAAUAGACCCAUGGUCAAACGACAAACACUCAAACUACAAGACCCAUUUUUGUAAUUUGGCUUCACAUAAAACCCCGAGCGUAAACCCAUCAACAACAUACCCCCGACAUGCGCCACCUCCUAAAACCCCUCCGCCACCAUUUCCGCCGUCUGCGGUGGGCCCACCACAAGGCCCAGAAGCCGGCACCGACCCCCUCAGCGCAACCGAGACCGCCACGGCCGCCGCAGAAGCCCGAGAGCUUCACCUUCCACGACCACACGUGGGAGGACCCGUACAACUGGAUGUCGAAGCUCAACGACAAGGUGGCGAUGCGGCACCUGGAUAUGUACAUGGAGCAAGAGGAGAAGUACACGGAGGCCGUCAUGUCCUGCACCGACCGCCUCCAGAGCAAGCUCCAGUCCGAGAUGGCCUCUCGCAUCGCCUCCGACCUCGCCACCCCUCCCCUUCGCUGGGGCCCCUGGUUGUACUACCGGCGCGUGGAGGAGGGGAAACAAUUUCCAGUGCUCUGCCGGAGACUAGCGAGUUUAAACGACGAGUUCAUUUCACACAAAUCGCCGUCUUCCGGAUUCGAUUUCACUUCGGGAAAAAGGAUCGAGCAGAAGCUCAUUGAUUACAAUCAGGAAUCACAAAGAUAUGGCGGUUAUGCUUACGAAGAGUUAUCGGAAGUAUCGCCGGAUCAUCGGUUUAUAGCUUACACAAUGUAUGAUAAGGAGAGUGACUUGUUUAGAUUAUCUGUUAGGAAUUUGAAUUCUGGUGCAUUGUGUAGUAAGCCGAAAGCAGAGCGUGUUUCGAAUUUGGCUUGGGCCAAAGACGGGCAGGCAUUGCUUUAUGUUGUCACUGAUGAAAACAAGCGGCCUUAUAGGAUAUAUUGUAGCACGAUUGGAUCAACCGAUGAUGAUGUUUUGAUUCUGGAAGAACCAGAUGAAAAUGUUUAUGUUAACAUCCGACAUACUAAAAAUUUCCAGUUUGUGACAGUGCAUACUUUUUCCACGACGUCUUCCAAGGUGUUUUUGAUAAAUGCAGCUGAUCCAUUGUCCGGGAUGAACUUGGUUUGGGAGUGUGAAGGUAUAGCCCAUGGCAUACUUGAGCAUCAUCAAGGAUAUCUUUAUCUGUUUACUGAUGCUUCAAAAGAGGGCCAGUCAACCGAUUACCAUUUUCUUCUUCGUAGUCCUCUAGAUUCUUCUUCAAGUCCAAGAAUAUGGGAGAACGUAUUCGCCAAUGACAAGGACUGGAUUUUUGAGGAUUUUGAUUUCAGUCAUACACACUUAGUAGUUAUUUUAAAGGAAGGGCGAAACUUUAAACUUUGUUCAGUCACUUUACCUUUGCCUGCUGGUAAGGGGGCAGUGCAUCUAAAAGAGCUUCACCCACAAUUCCUGCCCCUUCCAAAAUAUGUUUCGCAAAUAUCACCUGGACCAAAUUAUGAUUACCAUUCAUCAGUGAUGCGCUUCACAAUAUCAUCACCUGUGAUGCCGGAUGCUGUGGUUGAUUAUGACCUGUCAAAUGGAAAGUGGAAUAUCAUUCAACAGCAGAAUAUUCUUCAUGAAAGAACACGGGUUUUGUAUGGAACAACUUCCAUAGAAAGCAUCAACGAGGAGACCAUAAAUUCAAAACCUUUGAAUUUUAUAACUGAUGCCAACUCUGAUGAUGCUCAGUUGUGGAAUGAUCUUUCUGAGUUUUAUGCUUGUGAACAAUAUAAUGUAUCUUCUUAUGAUGGAGUUUUGGUUCCAUUGACUGUUGUAUACUCCCGUAAAAACAAGAAAGAGGAUCAGAACCCUGGAUUGCUUCAUGUCCAUGGAGCUUAUGGUGAGCUUCUGGACAAGCGGUGGCGGAGUGAGUUGAAAAGCCUUCUUGAUCGUGGUUGGACCAUUGCGUAUGCUGACAUUAGAGGCGGAGGAGGUGGAGGAAAGAAGUGGCACCAUGAUGGAAGGUGUACAAAGAAGAUGAAUUCCAUCAAAGAUUACAUCUCCUGUGCCAAAUUCCUUGUUGACAAAGAAAUUGUCCAUGAAAACAAGCUUGCUGGUUGGGGUCAUAGUGCUGGAGGACUCGUGGUUGCUUCAGCCAUCAAUCAAUCCCCAUAUUUAUUUAAGGCUGCAAUUUUGAAGGUUCCAUUUUUAGACGCAACAAACACUCUUCUCUCUCCCAUUUUACCACUUACAGCUGCCGACUAUGAAGAGUUUGGAUACCCUGGGGACAUUGAUGAUUUUCAUGCUAUACGUGACUAUUCUCCUUAUGACAAUAUCCAGAAGGAUGUUCUUUAUCCAGCUGUCAUGAUCUCCUCAUCUUUCAAUACACGAAAGUGGCAUGUUUCAGAUUUGGAGUUUGGGAAUCUGCAAAAUGGAUCGCGCGGGUUCGUGAACUUACAAUUUAUGACCAAAAUCGUCCGGUACUGCUUAAUUUAACAACAGAUAUAGUGGAGGAAAACAGGUACCUCCAGUGCAAGGAGUCGGCACUGGAGUCUGCAUUUCUUAUAAAGGUGAUGGAAUCAUAGAUCCUAUUUCGCUUUCCCUUUCCCUCUCCCUAGUGAAUCUGUUGAUCAGCAACCGAGAGUCUAGAUGCUGGAAACAAGUGUCCAGAAGAGCAUCCCCCGAUAAACUAUAGUGUGGUUUGUAACACAGUCACGUGAUAUAACCAAUCCACGUGUUAUAUUCUGUAUGGCACAAGUUGCUUUCAACUAUUGUGGUCAUAGUUGUUAUCUCUACAUUUAUUAAUGAAAUCGAAGGUAAGAUAAAGGUAUC
This is a messenger RNA of Malus domestica (apple), 2792 nucleotides long. RefSeq lists its product as uncharacterized. Gene Ontology annotation, molecular function: serine-type endopeptidase activity. Lineage: Eukaryota; Viridiplantae; Streptophyta; Magnoliopsida; Rosales; Rosaceae. The record is from RefSeq and is a predicted model, not a curated record. Gene Ontology annotation, biological process: proteolysis.